Pistacia vera is the source of this 2517-nucleotide messenger RNA. Its product is annotated as diphthine--ammonia ligase. Gene Ontology annotation, molecular function: diphthine-ammonia ligase activity. Lineage: Eukaryota; Viridiplantae; Streptophyta; Magnoliopsida; Sapindales; Anacardiaceae. Gene Ontology annotation, biological process: protein histidyl modification to diphthamide. The transcript is spliced from 12 exons. The record is from RefSeq and is a predicted model, not a curated record. Bases 85 to 2313 code for a protein of 742 amino acids.
UAAACCAGUCUAGGCUCCACGCUUCAGUGAGUAGCAGUAACCCUAAACCGAAGGCCAAGGCGCAGUGAAGAGACGGAGAGAAAUAUGAAGGUGGUGGCGUUAGUCAGCGGCGGCAAGGACAGCUGUUACGCCAUGAUGAAAUGCAUCGAAUACGGCCACGAGAUUGUUGCUUUGGCGAAUUUGUUGCCGUCUGAUGAUUCGGUGGAUGAACUGGAUAGCUACAUGUAUCAAACUGUUGGACACCAAAUAAUUGUGAGCUAUGCUGAGUGCAUGGGGUUGCCGUUGUUCAGAAGAAGGAUAAAAGGCUCCACAAGGCAUCAAAAGCUUACCUACAAAAUGACACCAGGAGAUGAAGUUGAAGAUAUGUUUAUUUUGUUGAAUGAAGUAAAAAGACAAAUACCAUCUGUCACAGCAGUAUCUUCAGGUGCUAUUGCUUCAGAUUAUCAAAGGUUACGUGUGGAAAGCGUUUGUUCUAGAUUAGGAUUAGUUUCUCUAGCAUAUUUGUGGAAGCAAGAUCAGUCAAUUCUCCUUCACGAAAUGAUAACCAAUGGUAUUAAGGCUAUCACAGUUAAGGUUGCAGCCAUGGGGUUGGACGCUGGAAAACAUUUGGGUAAAGAAAUAGCAUUCUUGGAUUCCUAUUUGCAUAAGUUGAAAGAGUUGUAUGGGAUUAAUGUCUGUGGUGAGGGAGGUGAAUAUGAAACAUUGACACUUGAUUGCCCAAUCUUUGUUAAUGCUCGAAUUGUGCUUGAUGAAUUUCAAGUUGUGCUGCACUCCCCAGAUUCCAUUGCUCCAGUUGGGGUCCUUCAUCCCUUGAAAUUUCAUUUGGAGAGUAAGUCAGUGUCUGCCUCAUUAAGUGACGGCGAGAAAACUGAGAAUUUUUGUAAAGAGAAAACAGGAGUUGAUUUUGAAGUGCAAGGAGACUGUCCUGAAAGGUGUGAGGCUACUAGCCAGUCUGUUGCUGAAGUCACUAAUUUAGUUGAAGUUACAAAUCUCAGACUUAACAUCUCUAAGACAAAGAAGGAUAAUACAUUUUCCAUAUGUUGCUGGUUGCAAGGUCCAAGCAAAACUUCAGCAGGUUUGCAAGAAGAUUUAACAGUUGUUCUAAAGCAAAUUGAAUUACAACUUGUUGGAUAUGGUUUUGGUUGGGAGCAUGUCCUCUAUAUACAUCUGUACAUUGCUAAUAUGAAUGACUUUGCAAUAGCAAAUGAGACAUAUGUGAAAUUUAUUACGCUGGAGAAGUGCCCAUUUGGUGUUCCAUCCCGCAGUACAAUUGAAUUACCUUUGAUGGAAUCGGGUUUGGGAAAGGCAUAUAUUGAAGUUCUAGUGGGAAAAGAUCAAAGCAAAAAGGUUUUGCAUGUACAAAGUAUAUCCUGCUGGGCACCUAGUUGCAUUGGACCAUACAGUCAGGCAACCUUGCAUAAGGAAGUACUUCACAUGGCUGGGCAGUUGGGCCUUGAUCCUCCCACCAUGACUCUCUGUGAUGGAGGCCCUGCUAUAGAGCUGGAACAAGCACUACAAAACAGUGAAGCUGUGGCAAAAAGCUUUGAUUGUUCAAUAUCUAUGUCAACUAUUUUCUUUGUUAUUUACUGUUCAUCACGGGUUGCAUCAUCUGAGAGACACAAAAUACAGGACAAGCUGGACAAUUUUCUAAAGCAAUUGAGAGUCUCUAAUUUAGAAGGAAGCAUGUCUAAAGUACUCGAUCCUAUUUUCCUAUAUGUGCUUGUCUCUGAUCUACCAAAAAGAGCACUUGUAGAAAUAAAACCCAUUCUUCAUGUGAUGGAGGGUUCGGAGACAGAGAGUGAGACUGUGCAAGACCCAUAUUGUAUGAACAUACCUAAUUAUUGGGGUUUCCAGCAUGCAGAUUGGCAUGAUUCUUGCCUUCAGAAAUGUGUUAUUGGCGAAAAGAUAUGUGCUGUGUUUUUAAGCAUCACUGGUGAAGUUGCUGCAAGGAUCUUUUCCGAGGCCCGAGAUGCCAAUCAUAAAGUGGAUCAUCUAACUUCUCUGACAGAGGGACAAAUAGAAAGACUAUCACAAUUUUGCCUUUAUCUUCUCAGUAAAGUUAUCAUGGAAAACAAAUUCUCUUGGGGAGACGUAAUGAACCUCAGGCUCUAUAUCCCAACAACCCUUGACAUGCCCAUGGAGACACUGUCGGCCAUCUUCACCAGUGCAUUCAAUCAACUCGCUGAAGUCGAGCAGAGGGUUAAAAUUGAUGGGGAGCCUAUUUUUAACCUUGUUCCGGUCUUAGGUGCCGGAAAGUCUGCUGCAUCCAUGAAUGAUAUAAUUACCUUUGAAUUAUUUGCUCAGAGAUCCUGAAGCUUGAGAAAGUUUAAUUAGUUUUAAGACAUUUAUAUAAAAAACUAUUUGAUACAUUUCUCGAUCUUUUCGCUAAGAUCAAGUUAGGCUGUAAAACCAUUUGAAGAAAAGGAAGAAGUCUGAAAUAUGGUUAAGCUGCGUUUGUGUUUUGAGAGGAAAAGGUUUUGGUAAUUGAUAAAUCAGAUUCUUUGUAAUACAGGUACA